AUGCUCAGGACUGGCACUACCGCGCACGGCCUGUCGGCUGCGAGGGCUCUUGCCACCCUGCCUAAGAUCAAGCACACCAAGCUGUUCAUCGACAACGAGUGGGUGAGCUCUUCGUCGGGAAGCACCUUCCAGACUGUUAACCCCACCAACGAGGAGGUUCUGGCCGACAUUCACGAAGCUGGCGAGGCCGACGUUGAGCGUGCUGUCGCAUCGGUGAAGGAGCUGCCCCAGCUUGAAAUCUUUGUGUUGACCCCUCCCCCGCUCCACAACUCAGCCCGCCAUGCGUUCGACAAGGGUCCUUGGUCGAAGGCCACCUGCUACGAUCGUUCCAACCUGCUCAACCGUCUGGCCGACCUGGUCGAGCUGCACAGGGACGAGCUCGCCGCUCUCGAGUCGGCGGACAACGGUAAGCCCGUCCACAUCGCCAACGCCCGCUAUUCGUUCUCACCCAGAUCCCUCGGCUCGCCACAGGCCGACGUGGGCCUUACCAUUCAGUGCCUGCGUUACUACGCCGGCUGGGCCGACAAGAUCUCGGGCAAGACCAUCCCCACCGCCUCCAACGACUACUUCACUUACACCCGCAAGGAGCCGAUUGGCGUGGCCGCUCAGAUCAUCCCCUGGAACUUCCCUCUGCUGAUGGCCGCCUGGAAGCUCGCCCCCGUGCUGGCCACUGGCUGCGUGAGCAUCCUGAAGCCCGCCGAGCAGACCCCUCUGACCGCCCUCAGGCUCGCUGAGCUCAUCAGGGAGGCCGGCUACCCUGCUGGUGUCGUCAACGUUCUGCCCGGUCAGGGCAACGCUGGCGCCCUCCUUGCUAAGCACAACCUCGUGGACAAGGUGGCCUUCACCGGCUCCACUGAGGUCGGCCACAAGAUCCUGGCUGCCUCGGCGGCCAGCAACCUGAAGCGCGUGACGCUCGAGCUCGGCGGCAAGUCCCCCAACAUCGUUCUCCCCGACGCUGACCUCAAGGAGGCCAUCGCUGGCGCCCACUUUGGCCUCUUCUUCAACCACGGCCAAGUGUGCACUGCUGGUUCGCGUGUGUUCGUGCACAAGAAGCAGUACGACGAGUUCGUUGAGAAGAGCACUGAGCUCGCCAAGAAGAGGAGAGUCGGCAACCCUCUCCACGCCGAGACCGAGCAGGGUCCCCAGGUCUCGCAGGAGCAGAUGGAGCGCAUUCUGCACUUCAUCAACAUCGGCCAGAAGGAGGGCGCCAGCAUGACUGCCGGCGGUGCCCGCGUGGGCGACAAGGGCUACUUCGUGGCCCCCACUGUCUUCGCCGACGUGUCCGACAACAUGACCAUCGCCCGUGAGGAGAUCUUCGGCCCCGUGAUGUCGAUCAUGAAGUACUCCGAGCUCGACGAGGUCAUCGAGUGUGCCAAUGACUCCGUCUACGGUCUCGCCGCCGGUGUCUGGACCAGGGACGUCGGCAAGGCUCACUACGUCGCCAGCAAGCUCAGGGCCGGCACCGUGUGGGUCAACUGCUUCAACGUCUACGAUAGCGCGCAGCCCUUCGGUGGCUUCAAGAGGAGCGGCAUGGGCCGUGAGCUCGGCGAGGAGGCCCUUGCCAACUACCUGGAGCACAAGAGCGUCACCACCAAGCUCUUCUAA
This is a messenger RNA of Acanthamoeba castellanii str. Neff, 1605 nucleotides long. Its product is annotated as aldehyde dehydrogenase, mitochondrial, putative. The record is from RefSeq and is a predicted model, not a curated record. Lineage: Eukaryota; Discosea; Longamoebia; Acanthamoebidae. The transcript has 9 exons. Gene Ontology annotation, molecular function: aldehyde dehydrogenase (NAD+) activity. Bases 1 to 1605 code for a protein of 534 amino acids.